UUUAGAGAGGCUAAAAAGGAUAGAAAUUGAAGAUGAGUGAACGUAUUAGUGCUGUUAUUCACUAUGAUGGUGAGGUUUGCCACACCGAGAACGGUGUUGUUUUUUUAUCGGAGAAUACAGUGCGACUGGUUUUUAACCAGAACAUAGAUUUGACAGAACUUCGUGAAAGAAUUAGGCUUAAAAUAUUCGGAACGACGCCAAUGAAAGUUCUGUCUAUUACGUAUCGAUUUUGUUCUUCUGUUGAUCCGGUGACAUAUGACUCGUUCGACAUAAGAGGUGCUCGUAGCUUGGAGGCAAUGGUGCAGACUCAUCUCACUAGUGGAGCACCGUAUAUUGAGUUAUACGUACAAUUUACAUCACUAAAUGAUGCAGUUGCGACUGGUGUUCGAGAGGAAUACGCGACCCCUGCUCGACUCUCGGUUAGUGGGUUACAAAACACGAAGCAACCCAUGUUUGGUAGCGGUGUCGAAUACACAACCCUUGCACGACACUCUGUCGGUGGAUGGGAUAUGCACGUCGGUGGGUCGAUGUUUGAUGCUGGAAAUACGUACUGGGGAACAGCAUCAACUUUUACUAGUUGGCAAUCUACAUCCAAUUGGGGACAUUAUGAAAUGCCCAAAAGAAGGGAUAAUGUACUCCCUACGAUGUCCACCGGUGAGGAGACCUUGUACGUUACAGAUGAUGGUGACUUAGAAUAUGACUCUAAUGUGGAUCCACCUCGAGAGCCCAUGACUGAUGGUGAUGAAGUUGGAUUAUUUUCUGAAUCGGAGCCUAUUCCAACCGAACCUGAAGAUGUUGAAGGGGGUUCAGAUGAAGAAGAAGAUCCACGAUUCAGGGCAUACUCACCUUCAUGCCACAUGCAUAAUGUCGAUCUGUCUGCAGAUGAUGCGUUGGAGUUUCCAAACCUACCACACCGGUUGCAUGAUCAUACAAGUUCGGUACUGGAUUCAGUGCAAGAUGGUACUUGUUCUUGGAAAAUCUACGCCUCGUUAAGGAAAAUGACAGGGUUGUGGGAGAUUAAAAAGUACAAAGGUCCACAUACAUGUGCUGCAGGAAUUUCACAAUAUCGCCCCAAGAUGGAUUCAGCUAUGUUAGCUAGCUUGAUACUGCCCACGUUGAAGGUAGAUCCCAGGACUUCAGUGCUGGUGUUAAUUGCCAAUAUUCGUAACCAAAUGGGGUACACGCCCUCUUACCGUAAGGCUUGGAUAGCUAAGCAGAAGGCGUUGGAGAAGAUACAUAGUGGGUGGGACGCCUCAUAUAAUCAUACCGAUGAUCGGUAUGUAUUUUGGCACGCACGUUAACUCUGGAACGAUGAUCGGUUGUCGAGCAGGUAUAUAAUCAUACCGAUCUUCCCUCAUUUAGAUGUAGUACGACCAGAAUCUCUGCCAAUCCGUAUGCAAUUACCGUAGGUCGAUUUUGUGGUGAUCAUCAAACACCUCAAGUGCCACGGGAAUCGGUUGUCUACAUCCAAAUUGUCGUAACACUCUAUCUGACUGGUGCAUCUCCACGGUCGCAUGGUUGAUCAAUGCGACUUUCACCUGCCAAGCGUUUUAAUUUUGGAAGUACUCAUCCGGAAUUACUGCCCGAAUUGCCGGAUCCUCGUAAGAUGUCCAUUGAAACUAUAUGAACAUGAUGGAAAUAUUAGCUAUAUAUAUAAUACUAAAUACUAAAUACCAAUCGACUAGCUCAUGAUGGAAAUAUCAAUUUUAUUUAAUACUUACUUGUGCUUC
Gossypium raimondii (Peruvian cotton) is the source of this 1730-nucleotide messenger RNA. RefSeq lists its product as uncharacterized. The record is from RefSeq and is a predicted model, not a curated record. NCBI's taxonomy places the organism in Eukaryota, Viridiplantae, Streptophyta, Magnoliopsida, Malvales, Malvaceae. Bases 33 to 1301 code for a protein of 422 amino acids. The transcript is spliced from 3 exons.